Triticum urartu is the source of this 1872-nucleotide messenger RNA. NCBI's taxonomy places the organism in Eukaryota, Viridiplantae, Streptophyta, Magnoliopsida, Poales, Poaceae. The record is from RefSeq and is a predicted model, not a curated record.
AGAGAGAAGGUGAGACUUGUGAGCUUGGCGCGGUGGAAGGAAAGGAACGGGAGGAGGGAGAGAAAGAGAGAGAGGACUCCGCAAGCAUGCAGAUGGCCUUCAGCAGCUUCCUGCUCACCCCGCCGUCGCCCCCGCUGCCCAGCCCCGCCGCGGCCGCCGCCUCCGCCUCCGCCUCCACCUCGUCCUCCUCGUACCCAGUGGCCGCGCACCGCGGCCGCCGCCCGCGGGGACCUCGCUGCCGCUGCGGCCGCUCGCCGGAGGUAACCCCCGCGACCACCACCAGCAGCGGUUCCGGCGACCGCGGCUCGUGCGAUGAGGAGGACGCCUCCGCCCCGCCUCCCCUCCCCGUCGAACCCGUCGGCGGGGUCGCCUCCACGGACAGCCUAACCGGAAGUGCGACACCAAGAUAUCAGGCAACUUCGACUAAAGGGGACACUAGGAAUGAAGAUCUUGAAAAAUGGGAAAACAAUCAACGCGGGACAGAUGGUUUAUCCAGUAGCAAGUCCAAGUCAGCUUACUCCAAAGCAUUUGGGGUGGAUUUGUCCCCAGAUAAUGUGGCUGUUGCCACUGUUUAUUUUGUGCAAGGAGUUUUAGGUCUUUCAAGACUAGCUGUCAGCUUUUACUUAAAAGAUGAUCUUCAACUUGAUCCAGCAGAGACUGCAGUUAUAACUGGUUUCUCAGCUUUGCCGUGGUUGGUCAAGCCUCUUUAUGGUUUUAUCAGUGAUUCCGUCCCUCUCUUUGGUUAUCGAAGAAGGUCGUACCUCAUUCUGUCAGGACUCCUUGGAGCAAUUUCAUGGAGUUUGAUGGCAACAAUUGUGGAUGACAAGUACAGUGCAGCGCUCUCUAUUAUUCUUGGAUCUCUUGCAGUUGCCUUCUCUGAUGUUGUGGUUGAUUCUAUGGUUGUUGAGAGAGCUCGGGGUGAGUCACAGAGCACAUCUGGAUCUCUCCAGUCACUGUGUUGGGGAUCUUCAGCCUUUGGGGCAAUUGUGAGCGCAUACUUCAGUGGUUCUCUUGUGGAUACUUAUGGUGUAAGAUUUGUCUUUGGUGUUACAGCAUUUUUACCCCUGAUGACAUCUGCUGUUGCAGUUCUUGUAAAUGAAAAGCGUUUGCCUACUGAGGAACGUUCCAUCUCACUUUCAAGUUCAAGGUUGAUUGAAAGCUCUAAGCAGCAGAUCAGGCAGAUUUGGACUGCUGUAAAGCAACCGAACAUUUUCUUGCCUACUUUGUUCAUAUUCCUUUGGCAAGCGACACCACAGUCGGAUUCUGCCAUGUUUUAUUUCGUCACAAACAAGAUUGGAUUCACUCCAGAGUUUCUAGGGCGUGUCACACUCGUUACAUCUGUUGCAUCCUUGCUGGGCGUCGGAAUAUAUAAUUCGUUCCUGAAGGCAGUUCCACUAAGAAAAAUCUUUCUUGUGACAACAAUUUUAGGUUCUGCCCUUGGAAUGACACAGGUUCUUCUUGUCACUGGGCUCAAUAGGAAGCUGGGGAUAAGUGAUGAAUGGUUCUCCAUUGGGGAUUCCUUGAUUCUCACAGUCCUUGGUCAGGCUUCCUUCAUGCCCGUGUUGGUGUUGGCUGCGAGGUUGUGUCCCCUGGGAGUGGAAGCGACGUUGUUCGCCACCCUGAUGUCCAUUUCGAACGCGGGAAGUGUCGCUGGCGGUCUGGUGGGCGCGGGCCUAACUCAGUUUCUGGGUGUCACAAGGGACAACUUCGACAAUCUGGCUCUGCUGAUCGUGAUCUGCAACCUCAGCUCCCUGCUGCCUCUGCCUCUCCUGGGCCUCCUUCCAGAUGGAUCACCAGAUGCUGAUAAUCGGCAAACUAAAGUUGAUUGAAAUACUUGACCUUCUCUUACAGAUUAGACUCGGAGAUGGUCAG